Messenger RNA from Saccharomyces kudriavzevii IFO 1802, 1506 nucleotides. RefSeq names its product rRNA-processing protein LAS1 (gene LAS1). Gene Ontology annotation, cellular component: Las1 complex; preribosome, large subunit precursor. Gene Ontology annotation, biological process: maturation of LSU-rRNA; maturation of 5.8S rRNA. Gene Ontology annotation, molecular function: endonuclease activity. NCBI's taxonomy places the organism in Eukaryota, Fungi, Ascomycota, Saccharomycetes, Saccharomycetales, Saccharomycetaceae. The transcript has a single exon. Bases 1 to 1506 code for a protein of 501 amino acids. The record is from RefSeq and is a predicted model, not a curated record.
AUGAUACCACCGCGCAUAGUUCCGUGGAGAAAUUUUGCUGAGUUAGAGGAACUAAAAGGUUGGUUUUAUCCGAAUAGUAAAGACACCAUCAAUGGUAAGAGGCAUCGUGCCGUACAAAGGGUCCAGAGCUACCAACUCAAAGGCUCACAGUAUUUACCUCACGUGGUGGAUUCUACGGCACAGAUAACAUGUGCUGUCUUACUAGAUGAAAAGGAAACCAGUUUGGGUGCUCAUCGGGACUCCAUUCCUAUACGAUUGUCAUAUGUAAUGGCUUUGAUUCGGUUCGUCAAUGGCUUGUUGGAUCCAACGCAACAAUCUCAAUUCGCCAUACCUUUGCACACAUUAGCUGCGAAAAUUGAACUACCGUCUUGGUUUGUUGACUUGAGGCACUGGGGUACGCAUGAGAGAGAUUUACCUGGGCUAGAAAUGCUUCGUUGGGCUGCCAAUGAAGCAUUAUCAUGGCUAUAUGACCACUAUUGGAAUGAUGAGGAAUUAGAAGAUGAAGAAGAUGAUUCGGAUGGGGAUGGAAACGGUUACGGGUACGAGAGGAAUGACAAACUGGAGAGGUAUAUGGAUUCUUUGGCUAAAACACUUGAUAAGUGGAAACGGCUUAAAAGUGAGUUUUUAGAAUACAAAUGGGUGUGGGAAAGUGAACAAGAUAGUUUAAUCACUAGUAGCAACUUUUCUGGAGAUGAUCUGGUUAAUUACGAUUCUCGAAGAGGAAAAGGUGCACUUGAGGCUUCGUCUGAAAUUAUUAUCAGAGAAAAUUUACGCCAAUGGCAAGAACUCUGGAAAUUGUCUAUUUAUCAUAACGCAGUGAUUGAAAAAUUUUUCAAUAACUAUGACCAGGUUCUGCUCAAAGUAUUAAUAUUAAAUUUAAACAAUUUUGAUUGGAAGUUAAUAGAAUGGGUGGCCAGGAAUUACAAAACCCAGCAAAAUGAUGACCAUGCAACGACAAUGUUGAAAAAAAAAUUUCACGUGUGGGAAGAACUACGGAAAAGACUGCUAGAUGUUAUAAUAGAGAAUCUUAACAACAAGAAUAUUAAAAAUAAGUGGCAGAACUGGGAGAAAGUCAUCGAUGAAAAUGCAUCAUACCUGAUACUAUAUCUUUGUCAGUCCAUGCUAGCUAAAUUUGAAACCGAAAAGGUUAGUGGAAGUUCGUGGAGAAACAAAAAAAGGAAAAAACAACUUGAGAGCACAAUGGAGAUCGAGGCAAAACUAAAAGAAUACGUAGACAACUUGUCAUCGAGGUUCAACGAUGGCGAAAUAAAUGUGUAUGAUCUCACCCCCGCAGAGAAAGGGGACGUUCCAAUAAAGGUGGAAAUCAGUCCCGUAUUGAAAGUUGAUACCAACGAUAUACUGGGUGACUUGAAAUCCUUGAAGCAAAGAAUGUCUAGUGGGGGAGUGGUUAAUAAAACCCAGAACGGAGAGGGCAAAGAAACUUCACCCAUGAAAAAUUGGUCAAGAGUACAAAAUUGGGAACCUAAACCUUUUGGUGUUUUGUGA